Messenger RNA from Serendipita indica DSM 11827, 2292 nucleotides. Lineage: Eukaryota; Fungi; Basidiomycota; Agaricomycetes; Sebacinales; Serendipitaceae. The record is from the annotation of a GenBank genome assembly.
AUGCCAAAGGUUAUGCGCUGGGACGGUCCUCCACCCUACCUCGGUCCUUGGGAGCUCAUCAGUCUCGCCUGGAUUCGGGCAUCUAUAAUUGCUCUACUAAUCAUCGGCUUUGCUUUGUGGAUUGGCGCUACGACUGCUGUUGAAGGCAUUCAAGACGCGAAAAAUGCCCUCACAGAGGCAUGCCAGGCGUCGGAAAAGGUGGCCACGGUUGCAGCGAAUCUACCCAACUAUGCGGCCGAGAUCGUCAAUGACCAAAUCAACGCUGCAAUCAUCGAUAGUAUUCAGGCCGCCCACAAGGCACUAGAACUACUACUAGAAGCGAUGACGGCAAUUGUUCGAUACUUCCUACAGGUUGUCAACGGAAUUAUCACGUUUGUCUUUCAGUUCAUUAUUGGUGGAAUUCUCUCGGUCAUUGCAGACUUUACGGCAGCGGCAAGUCGCGCAAUAAGACUUUCCAACCGAUACCUGAACACUGUGGUGGGCGGCAUCGCAGAUGGAAUACAGUCUUCCAUCAACAACACGGUUUCUGGAGUCAAUAGCGCGAUUGAUGUGGCAAACCGUGCCAUUUCAUCGUAUAACAGCAUCCCCUUUGUGCCCGACAUUUCUCUCAUCAGCCAUGUCUCCAUCAACUUUGAUGUCUCGCAAAUCCGCAAUUUUCAAGUGCCAAACACCGUCUCGAGCUCCAUCACGGCUCUGAGCAGUCGUCUGCCCAACCUUGAUUCGCUUAUCAACAGCAUAGAUACCACAAUUGGUGGUCCUGUCCAAGCACUGGAACGGGACAUGAAUGCGACAUUUGCCAAUAUCACUGUGCCAAACGUCAAUAUCACGCUGCCGCAAGUUGGUGCUGUGCAGUAUUGCAACAAACUAAACGUUGGAUUUCUUGACGAGCUGGGAAACGACAUCCUCUGGGCAAUGCAUGUCGGACUAGGCAUAUUGGCUGGCCUAGCCCUCAUCAUUUUCCUCGCCCAUGCGUUUUUCAUUUGGAUCAUGUGGCGAAUCCAGCUUCGAGGGGACGCUAGCGCCAGUGCGUUCUGGUCCCAGGCAGGGACGACGACAAAAACGACAACAGUAGCAGCAGCAGCUCCUCCUAUGUCGGAGAAGAAGCCCGAGGGAGUCCACGAAGAGCCAGAAGCAAGCACUUCGAAAACUCCAGCCUCGACCUACCCAGUCAUUCCCCUCACACGUCAUAACAUUCUCGCCUUGGACAACCCAUUCUCGACAUGGGCCGCUGCCAAAGUCUUGUCCUUUUUCUCCUUCCUGCACCCGUCUCAGGUUGCACACGACAGACUGGCAUGGCUAUUUGCCUAUAUCUUUUCCAUUCAUCCACUCAUCUGCUUCGUCAUUGGUCUUUUUGGAGUCGUCGCCCUCGCACUCCAAUUGAUUCUCAUCAAUAUCGUUCGAGGACGCAUUAAUCGUGAGGUUGGAAAGAUCAUCGACGAUGUUGUGGACGCAGUUGGAGGUGCUGUCAAUGCGCUCAUAUCCAAUGUGGGAGGAGAGGUCGCUUCGGGGCUCAAUACUGCUCUCGGUGGAAUCGAUACGGCAAUCAAUCAGGAUCUCAACGGAUGGAUUUCCACUGCCGUAGGAACAUAUGCCAAUGCGAUGCGCUCAUUCUACACGACACUCACAAAUGGUAUCACAAACACCUUUUCGGGCUCGUUCCUCGAGACGCCGAUGAGGGCUUUGGUGCAGACCAUUGUCGGCGAUCAGGCAACGGGACUUUCCGACGCACAGACCUAUCUCCAACAGAAUCUCCACAUCUCCGUGCCACGUAUCAACUCCAAAGUCUUUUUGAUUUCCAACGGAACGCUGGACGAGAUUUCCGACACACUCGCCAGAGCGGCAAUCGGAGGCAACGGAAACCAAGGCGUGUUUGGACUCAUCUUUGAUCGGUACACCCAACUUCUCAAGAACCUAAUGGUCCUUUUUGGAGGAUUGCUUGCUAUAUGGGCCUUUAUUGUCCUCAUGGGCCUCGUGAUUCUCCUGAUGGACAUCAUUCGGCAUCCGCAUGCGGGAAAAGUGGCGACAAAAGAAGAAGAGGCGACUACGCAACCAGAGAUAAGCGAGAAGGCUCCUGUGAAGAAGGAGACUGAGGAGCCCAUAGCUGAGAGGGAUGUAGGGGCAGCGGCUACUGGGGAGUCACCAGCGCCUAUCAAACAGGAGAACGACGUAGAAACUGGCGGAGCUGGUCCUACCACCUCUGCACCAGCUGCGGAUCCUCCGGUCACAAAGAGCUCUGGAAAGGGGUUACGACGAUUCUUGCCAUUCCUCUCUCAUAACGCUCGAACUGAAUGA